GUCGAAUCAAGGGAUAGCCUACCGAAAAGCGUAUGUUGCACCAUGAUAAUCGAAUGGAGCGCACUGUGAGAGCGGCUAUCCGUGAAAUGAAUACAUAAAAGUAAUAGAUUCCAUAAUCAAGCUAGAUAUAUGAUCUUAAAGUCGUACUGGUGCUGUUCGAUCAAUAUUCUGACUCAGUGUGACCAUGUCGAGCAUUCCUACCACUCAGACUGCAGCUACAGUCCCCGAACUAGGAGGGGGUGUGAAGUUCGUCCAUGAUUACCCCGUCCCUAAGCCAGGGCAUAAUGAAGUUCUGGCCAAAGUCCUUUACUCGGGCGUUUGCCAGAGCGAUCUUCACACUCAAGCAGGAGUUGCGUCAGACUCCCGCGGAAAUCCCAUCACCAAGGUCAAGCUCCCGCACGUUGGCGGUCAUGAGGGUGUCGGCCGCAUUGUUGCCAUUGGGCCGGGUUGUGGCGAUGACAUCCGGCUAGGCAUGUUCGUUGGGAUUCGAUUUGCGAGCCGGAUCUGCAGAAGGUGCGAGUUCUGCCUUGCAGGUAAAGAGCAGCACUGUAUCAAGAGCACAAAUCACUUGCAUCACGAAGACGGCAGCUUCCAGGAGUAUAUCGCCCUCGAUGCCGGAUACCUGACAAUCCUUCCUGAUGAUAUCGAUCCAGCAGUUAUCGGGCCCGUGCUAUGCGCGGGACUUACAACGUACAAGGCUGUUAAAAACGCGAAUGUCAAGGCUGGAGACUGGGUUGUGGUUGUCGGCGCAGGUGGUGGUCUGGGUCACUUUGCCGUCCAAUACGCCCGUGCCCAAGGAGCUAUCGUCAUCGGCAUAGAUGGUGGCGCCACCAAGGGCAACUUCGUCAAGGAGAUCGGUGCAAGCGAGUACAUCGACUUCACGGCGACCCCCGAUGUAAUAAAGAAAGUGCACGAGCUUACUGGGGGAGGUGCCACCGCCGUCAUUGUCACGGCUGCUAGUGUCAAAGCAUUUGAACGGGCUGCUGACAUGUUGAAGGUGGGUGGCACGCUCAGUUGUGUGGGCAUUCCGUCUGAAAAGGGGCACCUCUUGACGCCCAUCAGCGCUAUUGUCAUCAAGGGACUGCAUAUUACCGGUAACCUCGUUGGAUCGCUUAAGGAGUGUCUAGAGGCAGUGGACUUGGUCAGGAGAGGAGUUGUUAAGCCCAAGGUCUCAAUCCGGCCUUUUGAAGAUCUGCCAAAGAUUUACCAAGAGCUAGAGAAAGGUGAAGUGUCUGGAAGAGUGGUACUCAAAAUUGCCAAAGACGAAUAAAUCUACCUAGUUCGGUGUAUAAAACGGUCACUUAUCUUUAAUCCUUUCCUGAUUAUGUGCUGGUCGCGUUUUAUACUGCUACUCGUGAGGUACCAAUGACUAUAUUAUAAUAUUAUAUCUAUCUAUAGUUAUUCAAUUAUCAUUCUCAUUUUAAA
This is a messenger RNA of Xylaria bambusicola, 1425 nucleotides long. RefSeq names its product alcohol dehydrogenase. The coding region runs from base 185 to 1270 and encodes 361 amino acids. The record is from RefSeq and is a predicted model, not a curated record. NCBI's taxonomy places the organism in Eukaryota, Fungi, Ascomycota, Sordariomycetes, Xylariales, Xylariaceae. The transcript is spliced from 4 exons. Gene Ontology annotation, molecular function: oxidoreductase activity; zinc ion binding.